Messenger RNA from Salmo salar (Atlantic salmon), 1642 nucleotides. Its product is annotated as transcription factor LBX2. The record is from RefSeq and is a predicted model, not a curated record. Gene Ontology annotation, biological process: regulation of transcription by RNA polymerase II. Gene Ontology annotation, cellular component: nucleus. Gene Ontology annotation, molecular function: DNA-binding transcription factor activity, RNA polymerase II-specific; sequence-specific double-stranded DNA binding. Lineage: Eukaryota; Metazoa; Chordata; Actinopteri; Salmoniformes; Salmonidae.
GGCAUUGUUUAAUGAGCAUCAACUCCCUUCCCAGAGAAAUACACGGGGAACAUGUUGCCUGUGGGAAGGGGGGCGGCAGAUGCAUAACCAUUUCAAGCCAUCACCCUCUCCUCAAACAUCCCCAAAACUGAGGCGACACUCCUCCUAUUCCCGCGUCCAAUUAGUUAUUUUGGUCUGGCCCUUUAAGACGCAGCAGCGGGUCAGCAAGUAGUGUAGUGUUUCUCUAAUUGAACUUCGCCCAAUCAACAAUAACUCGUUAGCAGUUGCUUGCUUUUUCUUGUUCCUUGAGACAGCUUAUUCCUCGCAGGAAUCGCCCCCAGCGACUACCCGUUAUACUUUCUAAAGAUCUUCAUGGAACUUCGCAGAGGAACUGUCUCUCUCUGGAAGGGAAUACAAUUCGGUUGCCUGUGAAACUGCAGCCUACGCCCGAAGCAUGGUUAUUUUGGAGAAAACAUUUCAGACAAGUGAAGUUGCAAGAUUCGACUGAAAGUGAUAAAAAAAAGUGGGUUGUGAAGACGCGAAUCGAAGGAAACACUCGUGGACGUUUAAACUAGCAUUUGAAUGAAAUAAUCAGCCUUUGUCAGCAGUAAUUCCUUUGGACGGCCGAUGACCUCCAGUAAAGACAUGAAGGCAGGCUCCGUGUUGCAGUCCAGCAGCGAGGAGAGGAGACGGGGUCCCUUGGACCAGCUUCCACCCCCGGCCAACUCCAACAAGCCACUGACGCCGUUCAGUAUUGAGGAUAUUCUAAACAAACCCUCGGUGAAGAAAUCAGUUGCUAAUCUCUGUCCACCGAGAGUUAUUGAAAAAGUGUCCGGCUCAAACGCAGCAAGGAACGGUAUUACCACUCCUUCUUCGCCGUUAUGCGCUCUGGAGGAACUAGCCAGCAAAACAUUUAAAGGUCUGGAAGUCAGCGUUAUACAAGCAGCUGAAGGUCGUGAGCAUGUGAACGCCUUUGGACAGAGGCAGACCUCAAAAAAGAGGAGAAAGUCCCGGACAGCUUUCACCAACCAUCAGAUAUAUGAACUCGAGAAGCGCUUUUUGUACCAGAAAUACCUGUCCCCGGCCGACCGAGACCAGAUAGCUCAGCAACUGGGGCUAAGCAACGCUCAGGUCAUCACCUGGUUUCAGAACAGACGGGCCAAGCUCAAGAGAGACUUGGAAGAGAUGAAAGCGGACGUGGAGUCGCUCAAGAAAAUACCACCACAAACCCUGCAAAAGCUAGUCACCAUGGAAGAAGACAUUGACGACCCGCAAGGAAGCAUCUCCCCGUCGUCACAAGGACACCGAGCAUUUCCACAGUCCCCCUCUUCAUCCAGAGAUCAAACCACGGACGAAUUCUCAGAGGAGGACGAAGAGAUUGAGGUGGACGAUUGACAGUAGGCCCAUGUUUUAAGAAAGGGCAUUUUUAACUUUUGCACGGAUAUUGACGACUGGAGAAGUGAAACUAAAAAAAUGAAAGUUUACUUUCUCCUCUUCUCCAUUUUAAUUUAUUAAUAGGACUGUAAAGCCUUGUCUGUUUCAAUUUCACCAAAUUAUUAUUUGAGGAAUAGCCUACAUCUUUAUUUUAAUUGGAUAUGAAAAAUACUUUGUUUUGGUACAGGAUCAUGACUGCAAAAUGUGUAUGUACAUUUAACGCUGGGGG